UCGCUAACCUAAGAGCUCACUGCACACUGACCACCCUCACAGGAUGGGAUGCAUCAACACCGAAACUGCACACAACAGAGCCACAAUUCUUGCCAAAUCAGGGAUGAACAAAAUCCAACAUGAUGAUGUUGAAAUGAGGAUAAACCCACCUCUAGAGCUGACGGGCAUGAAACUGUGUACCGGCACACAACGCCUCUUCUACAAAAAUAUAAGGAAGUCUCAGAUAGCUCCAAAACGAAGGAGACUAACCACGGUGAUGACACUUAAUAUGCAGCGUGCGACAUAAGCGGUGAAACACCCAGUCUGGUUAUCGAUCAGAAUUCCCACAAUCAUUCGAGGAUUUCUGUGGAAAAAUCUGCAUGUGCCGUAGAAAAUGGGUGAAUUCUGGGACAAAAUCCCCAACUGCGAAAACAGAGGAAAAAGUGGCUUAUAUGACUUACCUGAGUCUAUGGAACAUAUCCUGAUCGAUUGUGAUAGAUCGUCUGCGUCUUGUAUCAUCUGGAGAGCGGCCAGUGACCUAUGGUGCAUGCGAGAGUCGAACUGGCCAGAAAUCCGCUUCGAAACGAUCCUGGGGUGUAACUUAGCAGUUCUCCGCAACACGAAAGGUAAAAAGAAACCGGGGGCAAAGAUGCGAACGGCCAUCAAUGCAUCAAGUAUGGAGGAGAUGAAGAAAAUAUCACUCUGAAGCCGAGAUCCUACACAGACGGAUCCAUGCCAUCAACAUGAGAUUGAAACUCGACCGGCUGCUCACCGACUCAAUAAGAAAGCUACUAAAAUAGACAUAGUCCUACAGACUUGGAGCGGCUUCCUACAACCUUCCGGAUAACUGGAUCCGACAAGCAGGGGUAUGACACCUCGCCGUCCCUCGGGACGGAAUAGGUAGUUCCGAACAAGGUGUAAUUAUGAUUGACCAUGUCAGUUGCUAGUUGAUAAUAUCAUU
This is a messenger RNA of Suillus subaureus, 940 nucleotides long. RefSeq lists its product as uncharacterized. NCBI's taxonomy places the organism in Eukaryota, Fungi, Basidiomycota, Agaricomycetes, Boletales, Suillaceae. The coding region runs from base 374 to 685 and encodes 103 amino acids. The record is from RefSeq and is a predicted model, not a curated record. The transcript is spliced from 2 exons.